GGAAAAUCUUACGUUACGUGUCCACAAAGUCACCGAAUUUUACAGAGAAACGCCUCCCCUCCUUUCCCAUCGCCUCACCGCCACACCCACACUAAACAUCGAUUUGCAGACUGUCUCCGUCUCUACUGCUCAGAGACGGGUUCAUCAUCGGAUUGGGUUCUGCAUGAGUUCUGCAUGAGGUUAAUGAGAUUCAGCAGUGUGUGGGGCUUUCAUAUGAGGGAUGUGACGACCAAUUUGCAGCACUACUCGCUGCAAUUGAGGUUACCGUGAAAAUUCUGAGACACCAGUGAUUUUGUGAUGGCUUCGAAAAGGAUCAACAAGGAGUUGAAGGACCUCCAGAAAGAUCCUCCUGCUUCAUGCAGUGCCGGCCCCGUGGCUGAUGAUAUGUUCCACUGGCAAGCAACAAUUAUGGGCCCAGCAGACAGCCCAUUUGCUGGGGGUGUGUUCCUUAUAUCCAUCCACUUUCCACCAGAUUAUCCGUUCAAGCCACCCAAGGUUUCCUUCCGGACAAAAGUUUUCCACCCUAACAUCAAUAGCAAUGGUAGCAUCUGUCUUGACAUCCUCAAAGAACAAUGGAGCCCUGCCCUUACCAUAUCCAAAGUCCUGCUCUCAAUAUGCUCACUGUUGACCGAUCCAAAUCCAGAUGAUCCUCUGGUGCCUGAGAUAGCCCACAUGUACAAGACUGACAGAGUGAAGUACGAGACAACAGCCCGAUCCUGGACCCAGAAGUAUGCCAUGGGCUAGGGUGGUUCCUGUAUGACCGAACAUGUCAUGGUUAAAUUCAUGAUAUUAGUAAAUAAAUAGAUGUAAUCUGGUAUAAAGAUUAAAGAACUUGCAUGGUCUGUCACUGUUGUGUUGUCUCCUCUGUUUGUCAUUGGGAAAUUCUCUCUGUGGGGUUUCUUCGCGUGAGAUAAUCUUACUUUUUUUUUUUUUUUUUUAAACUUUUAAGAAUGAUCUUGCUUUUAAGACAUGGCAUAGUUAUGUGGAAUUUGGUGGGAAAAUCAUAUUUUUGUUUUGCUCGACA
Carya illinoinensis is the source of this 1024-nucleotide messenger RNA. RefSeq names its product ubiquitin-conjugating enzyme E2-17 kDa-like. The transcript has 6 exons. Lineage: Eukaryota; Viridiplantae; Streptophyta; Magnoliopsida; Fagales; Juglandaceae. Gene Ontology annotation, cellular component: nucleus. Gene Ontology annotation, molecular function: ubiquitin conjugating enzyme activity. Gene Ontology annotation, biological process: protein polyubiquitination. Bases 298 to 744 code for a protein of 148 amino acids. The record is from RefSeq and is a predicted model, not a curated record.